GCAUCAACGUCAAUGGUCAAGGUAAACAACUUAACCCAUAUAUAAGCUAGGUCCAGAAAGUGCUUCCUUUAAGCAGACCAGCACAAUGGGUGCCCAGAUUUUUAGCAACCUUUUCAUUCCAGCACUUCUCCUACUUUGGUGUGAGGCAGAAUAUUCCCCAGCUCCAAAAUUACCUCCUCCGCCUCCAACAAUUCCACCUUCAGUGAGUGCAACCUCAGUUCCUAAGCCAACCCUUCCAAUUCGCAUAACUCUUCAAGAAGUUGUGAAAACACUGCAAGAGCAUAAGAAGCAGCUCAAGGACAUAGAAGAUGACUUGCCUUCACUGCAGGUCUCUGCCUUGCAACAUUUCACAGACAUCCAGACCCUACAGGACCAGUCCAAAGAUGUUCAACAUGGUUUUCUAGAGCUAAGCACCAACUUUAGUCAACAUCAAACUCUGGCAAAUCAAAAUAUGUCAGAAAUUCUAUUGAAACUGAAUGAGCUGAAGUUGUCUUCAUCUAAAGAAAAGCAAUUGCAUGCAACAAACAAAAAUUGGCUUGGCAUUUUAAACAGGAACAUUUCUGGCAUGGGAGACAACAUUGAAGACUUGGCUGAGGUAUCCCAAAAGCAAGAACAGCGACUGAAAGUCUUGGAACUUGCUCUUCAGCAACAGCUCGGAAGAACCAGAAAUUUGGAAACUGAAAAUGCACAGCUCAAGGCUGCCUAUCAAAAUCAGAGCAAGGUACUGGAAAAGUUGCAGAAACCAUCCACAAACAACAAAAAACCAAGAGACGAUUUUUUCAAGUACGACAACUCAUUGUACAAAUUUGUUCCUGCUCUGGCCACCUGGACAGCAGCAGCUGCACACUGUCAGAGUUUGGACCCACAAGCUUAUCUUGUGUCCAUAGAAACUGUACAGGAGAACAGGUUCAUUAAUCGUCUGGCAAGAGGUGUCAAUGAAGUUUUCAUUGGGGCCUUUGAAUUAAAUUAUGACAAGAAAUGGGCUUGGCUUGGGACUGGUAGAGAGCUGGCUUACAGUAACUGGAACACAGGUGAGCCAUCAGACCACAAAUUUUCAUCAAACAACGAAAAGGAAGCAUGUGCUGUGAUGUUCACCUCUAAUGGGAAAUGGAAUGACAUCCUGUGUGACUCUCCAACUGAAUUUCAUAGUUUCAUUUGUGAGAUAAGAUUACCAUGAGAAAUAGGAAAUAAAAACACUUUAAAGAAAUUAAUAGUUAAAAUACAUCAGAGGCAAAAGUGAUCAACUGAAUUAAAUUCAGCUUUCACACAAACAUUAAGAAAACAUGAUAUCAAAUUUUCAUGCAAUCUUUAGUAGAUGUUAUAUAUCUUUGAUGUAUUUAAGACCUGGUCACAUGGUAGCACUGGUAAUUGUGUCUAAUAGCCCUGAGUGCCACAUAUGCUGUAGCGUGGGUUGUAGUAUCCCCAGGGAGAUGAGAAAGAAUUAGAAUUGAAACCAAUCCAUAAUUACCAGGCAUAUAUUACACUAUGUGCUUGAUGAUUUAUGAUAUAUUUCUGUGUAUGCAUGCAAUAUAAAACAUAGAUUGCAAAGAAAGAAAGAAAUAUACCAUACCUUUAUAAACUAAGGUCACCAUUCAUUAUUUAU
Messenger RNA from Lingula anatina, 1603 nucleotides. RefSeq names its product C-type lectin domain family 4 member G. Lineage: Eukaryota; Metazoa; Brachiopoda; Lingulata; Lingulida; Lingulidae. The record is from RefSeq and is a predicted model, not a curated record.